This is a messenger RNA of Alexandromys fortis (reed vole), 5190 nucleotides long. RefSeq names its product chromosome unknown C18orf63 homolog (gene CUNH18orf63). The record is from RefSeq and is a predicted model, not a curated record. The transcript has 13 exons. NCBI's taxonomy places the organism in Eukaryota, Metazoa, Chordata, Mammalia, Rodentia, Cricetidae. The coding region runs from base 75 to 2174 and encodes 699 amino acids.
CUGUUGAUGUGUGUCUUUCUACAGCCAUGUGUCUGUGACGGACCUGCCUGCUGAAAGACAGUCGACACGAAAGCAUGGACGAGGCGAGGCAGCCAUCGCUGUUCUUUAUCCUGCUUCCAGACUUACACAAAGUCUGUGCUGUGCAGAUAACGCUGAGUAGCAGGGUGGCAGGAACAGAGAUUAGGAGUACACAGAUCAAGAUGUGCAGGCAGCUACUACUGCUGCAUGAAGAUGUUCUUACAGCACCUGUGCCUGGAAUAUUAAACCAAAUCUGGGUAGUGAUGUCGAUACCGUUUUUCAAAUCUGGGAGACUUCAUGCCUAUAUUGAAAAAUAUGGAGCUAAGAUGGAGACUCCACAAAGAGUAAUUCCUGUAAUUCUACAAAACUGCCUUUCGUAUUCCCUCAGCGCGAGACUUGCUCCAGCCUGGAACAGAACAGGUCAUCUCUUGGUACAAGGAAGAGAUUUUCUUUCUCAUAUGGGAAAGCAAAGUGCUGUUGUAUUAGACAUCAACGUAACAGAAACACAAGUUUGUUUAAGUGUAGAAGUCUAUACUAUCAGAUUGCCACCGCCUGAGCUGCAGGAAUUUGAUAUUUCUCAGCAUGUUAUAGAGGAUUUUUAUACCAACCAGAAGGCUGUCAUUGAGAGACAUUCCAUUCUAAGCAACUGGUGCUACGUUUUGCCAAGUAUGAAAAUGGGGCAGAUAAUAAACGUUCUUCAUACUCCACCGCCUGACUGUCCCUUCCGUUCCUUCGACGAUUUCCGGGGGCACUGGGACGACCUGUACGGCUAUAAACUCCCGGAAGACCGUGGAGACCUGAAAACAUACUGCAGCAUCUACUUCAGGAUGACCAAAGGAAGGACCUUCACGUACCCUCUCAGCUGCAUCAGGAGUCAGCCCAUCCAGUUCUUCCCGAGGGUGGAUUUGGAAGGUGUGCUGAAAAGCUUUCUUUCAGACUUAAAAUCUAAACUGCCUCAUAUAUGUGGAUUUCCCAUAAAGAUGACCAGUAAGCCUUGCUACUACACACGGGAGCUAAGCAGACCACAAGCACAGGAAAACAAAGUCAAACCCCCCAAUCUGACUACGAAAAGUCACUUCAGAGUGGCUCUGACUCAAGCCACUCUGCUGAAGCCCACAGGGGCUCUGCCUUUAAUCCCACAGCCAGCAGCAGCCAGCCACAAGGUGGAGCCUUUGGUCAGCCCGCAGCUUGCAGGCUUGUCUGCAGCGGGCCGCUUCCAGCCAGGGUCUCUGCAGCACAGAAAGCCCGCCUGGCCUCUCACGGCGCCACCCCUACGUGUGGGGGAGUCAAAACCCAGCAGUGAAAAUACUCAGACUCAAGGCGAUAAUCUUUGCUCACAAAGUAAGAGGGCCCCAGCGUUCAUACCAGUUUUCAAAAGGAAAUCUGAGCAAGUGAACAAAGACAUCUCAACACUGAGCAGCGCGAAGAGAAAACAGAGCGCGAUUGCACAACCUACCCUGCCGGCGCAGAAAACCAGCUUAACCCAGGGGGGCAAACCAAGUUCAGGUUCAGCUCCGAGAAAAAGACCUGAUAGUAACAUUCAAGUCCAGGCUAGGAAUUUAAAUCAGAAGAACGUCAGACCUCUGCUAGGGAAAAGCGCUGAGUUCUGUGAGCCUGAGGGGAAACGUCCCUCUUCUGAGGUGGAGCGGGCUGCGCACCUCACUGAAGGUGGGCCACUGUCUACCAACGCCAUGACUCAAAUGUCAGGUAGUUUAAGUGCGAUAAAAAGUGCUGUUGACAGCCACACCAGUGGAAAACGCAAUUUAACAAGCAGAUUUAUAACACAAAUUUUGGGGAAAAGCCAUGAGUCACUAAAACUCAAAAGCCAGCCACACAUUUUUGAAUCAGACUUAGAAACGGAAGACUCCCAACUCCAACUGCAGCAGUUAGCAGAUCGAACUGAAGAAGCUGAAGCAGCCGAUCAAGGCCUAACAGAGAGCAAAGCAUCCCACAAGCACAGACGGAAACUAAGCCUUGAGUCUUCACAGUCUUCUACAAAGCAUCGUUCUAAUGCUGCUCAUCAGAGGCAAUCUGGUUCUUCUAGGAAACAGGUACCUAAGACAACAAAACCUAAGAAGUUCUUUGGCAUUCCUGAGACAGAGUACAGUGUGGAACAGAGACUGCCCACCAGGGAUGAUCUCCCAGUACCCAAAUGAAGUCUUACAGACUGGGCCUGUGGGUGAGACGCAGGCUGUGUGUGCUGCCCUGGGACUUGCUGCUUCGCUCGGCUCUUUUCUUCUCAGUAUUUGCACAGUGUUUUAUUGGAUGUGGAUAUGCCAUGCUUAACUAGCUCCUGACUGAUUAAUACUUAAGUUGUUUGCAAACUUUCAGUAUUAUAAGGCAUGUAAAUUGUUCUGUACAGAAUGCUGCAAGUUACUGAAGUUUCUUAUAUGUACAUUAUUAUUUUAAAGAAGGAGUUUCACUCUGUAGCCCCAGCUAGCCUGGAAUUGCUAUAAAGAUCAGGCUGACCUCAAACUCACAGAGAUCUCCCUGCAUCUGCCUCCCAUGUACCACCUUAUCCAAUGUAGUGUUGGGUCUGGGGGUUGCACAAGGGUGGAAGGAAAAGCACCAAGUCUAUUAAACCAGGAGCAAACUUUAUUCCUGGAAAAGAAAAAGGGGAAAUCUUUGCAGGGCACAAAAGCGUAUCAGCAAUAGCAAUGACCACAGCCAGACUGGGAUUCUGAGACUGGCCAUGGGCAGUUUCCAAACUCCACUUUUUAUAGCAAGAAGCAAGCAUUAGGCAUGAACAAAAGAAUUUUUACAAUCCUGAGGUAAAACUCGGAUACAAAGUGCUUUUUUCUUUUACAGUUUCCAUUAACAGGGUUUUUCAGUCAAACUAGUGUUUGUAUUUAGCCCAUUGUUUCUAUCUGGCACUUUCCGAUGGUGUUUACCAAAGCUCUGCAGUCUCCGGAUACUGCCAGGUUUGCUUAGCCAGAAGGGUGUGGGACAAUGCACAGCCAAGAAGUCAGGUACAUCCCAUCAUUUAAAAGUUAACUCAGCUCACAUCAGUGGCUGGUCAUGAGUGGCUGGGGUGGGGGUUAUCUCAAAGCUUACCCUCAGUUUGCAGAGGUAUGGCCUUGCCCUGAAGGCUGAGUCUGGUCUUUAGCAAACUCAUGUAGGCUGUGGCUCAGGCUCAGGGUUAUGUAGGUGAUGGAGCAAGUGUCCAGAAUCCCCUGCUUGUCCUCCAUGAACAGCCCUCUAACACUAAAAGGAACAGGAGUGAGAAGUAAAAAUAGUGCUUCUCACAAAUGAGAAUUCCUCUCUUUCAAAACUGUAAGACUUUAAGUGGAUUUGAUAACAUACCAAAGAUACUUUUAAAGUCAAAAUUCUUCACUGCAUGUCCUACUACAAUAAUCCUUUGUCAUAUAAAAGACCCAGCAGGGAAUCAAGUGUAAGUUGACCCAUGAUUGUUUACAUAUGGUUUGCUGUUGCUACCAAUUCAUCAAAACACUGGUGUUAGACAAAGCAAGUCCUAACCUCCUUCCCAUGUGACUGUGGCUCCUGCUCCCAGAGUUAUGCCUAGUUUAGUUUGCUCUGUGCCUUACUAUGAGUGCUUCUAUUUCACAACUAUCUCUAGCUCCUAGUUUAUCAUCUUCAUAGGAAGAAAGUACAUUUAAUUCAAAGCCCAUUUUAAAUGCUUCUUUCUCAUGAAGCCCAUGUUGUGGAAAGUCAGCUGACCACAGUAAAGACCAGGACAUUGUUUUGCUUGUGUAUAAAUGUAUUUUGUUUUGAGAGUGGAUGUACUGAAAUAUACAUGUGUGGUCAGCACAGUCAUCCACACGUGGUCAUUCUUGGACAAGGCUUCCCGGGUGCUUCCUGGAGCUGCUCCGUCAUCACACCUUAGGCUAGGAAGACAUCGUAUUGCUCAACUCAGCAAACUAGUUAGAUAAUGAGUCUACGCUGAAGCAACGUACAGGGCUUUCCAGUUCUUCACGGAAUCUUUAUAAACCUCUUCCUCCACUCUACUAAUCUGGACUACUUAGAACUGACAGCGUAAUAUUCCUUUCUGCUCUCUUCUUAGACGGGCAUCACGUAGCCCAGGUUGGCCUUGAACUCACUGUGUAGGUGGAUAGGCUUUCAACUGCUGCUCUUCCCACCUCUGCUUCCAGGCUGCUAGAUUAUAGCUUGCUCAGCUUACGCCAUGCUGGAGACUGAAUCCAGGGUUUGUGCGCGUGAGGCAAGCUCUCUACCAACUGAGCCACAGCCCAAACACUAGUGCUUCAUAUGUACAGGGUUUGCUGUGCUAACAUGACUCUCUAUGAGUCUAUUUUCAUUAUGGUACAUUUCUGUCUUACAAUUGUUCUAAUGAAACACACACACACACCAAAAAUCUGUGUAUAAUCUUUCUCAGAUUACCAGAGAAAGCAAUGAAGAUCUUGGUUGAUAUUAAAGAUCUCAGUUCUGGGGGCUGGAGAUGACUCAGCAGUUAAGAGCAGUUGCUCCUCUUGUCAAGGAUUCAAGUUUAUCCCCCAGCACCAUAGAGCUGCUCACAACCACCUGUACUCAGGUUCAAGGGGUUCUGACGUCUUCUUCAACCUCCCAGGCACCAGUCACACACAUGAUACACAUACAUACAGGCAAAACACUCAAAACAUAAAAUAAAUGUUUUUAAAAGACUUCAGUUUCUGAGAGCCAAAAUAAUUGCAGUCAAUUGGGAAAAACAGAUUUUACUUUGUAUAGGGUCUUGAUGCUUUGUUUGUAGUUUGGACCCCUUCCAAAAAUCCUUACUUUUUAAAAUUCUGCAUUACAGGGCCAUUCCAGGGCUAAACAAUAAGCGGUUUUAUGCUUGCCUAUAUCCAGAGAUUUAGAAAUCAACCACCACACCAAAACAAACUUGUGGAAAUAGGCGAAACUCAAUGCCAAGAAUCACAUUUAUAGUUAUGUAAAAAUGUUUCUCAUGUAUAUUAGCUUCUUGCUAUAUUUGUAUUUGGUUUUACGUUUUUAUUAUAUAUUACAAUUAUUUUUACUUUAUUUGUGUCUAUUACUUUAUUGUGUCUGUUGCAAAUAAGAUAAAAUUUUGAGCAUCUUGUUGAAUGGCUCUUAUUUGUCUGGUUUACUGACCAAUUUUCACUCUCUGUUUCCAAACUGCUAUGAUCUGCUUUUAUUCUGGACAUGCUAAUAUAUGACUAUUUGCUGAUAAUUAUAAAUAAUCAAUAAAAAGAUUUAAAGAUG